AUGUCGACCCAGCUUUUUGCCAAGACCUCGACUGAGAUCAAUUUGUUCCAGGGGUACCCGUCGUUCGACGAGCUGACGCGCGACGAGGCCGAAACAAUCCAGGUAUCUCUGCUGUCGCCAUGCGGAAGAUUCAUGGCGCUGGCCACCGCAGACGCGGUGCAGAUUUUCACAGGGAUGGAGUUCUCCAACAGACUGCUGCGCGUGGCGCUGAAGGACGUCUACGACAUGCAGUUCUCGCCCUCUGGCAAUUUUCUAAGCACCUGGGAGAGACCCUCGAUCGCGGAGCCGGACCAUAAAAACGUCAAGAUCUGGGACCUGAACGUCGAGACGCCCCCAGAAGUCCCACGGUACGCAUACCAGGCCAAGGUGCAGAGCGGCUGGGUGCUGCAGUUUAGCAAGCUCGACAACUUCGCGCUCAAGCAGUUCGGCAAAGAGAUCAGGAUCGUGAAGCUGGACGGCGAGGAAUCCACUUUCAACUUCGACAAGCCCUACAGCAAGCUUGUCCCUGAGCAGCCGAUUUCCAGCUUCCUCAUCUCCCCAGCGGAGUUCCCAACUAUUUGCACGUUUUCCCCCGAGAAGUCCGGCAAGCCCGCCGUGCUAAGCAUCUACGCCAUCGCAGAAGGCGUCACAGACAAGAAGAUUGCGUCGAAGACUUUCUUCAAGGCAGACUCCUGCCAGCUGAAGUGGAACCAGCAGGGCAAUGCCGUCCUGUGUGUCGCGAUCACAGACUUCGACUCAUCCAACAAGUCCUACUACGGAGAGAACACCCUGUAUCUGUUAUCCUUCCAAGGUGUUAACGGCGCGUUGGGCGGCAAGUCCGUCCGCGUACCGCUCUCCAAAGAAGGCCCUAUCCACGACUUCACAUGGUCACCUACCUCGAGGCAGUUUGGUGUUAUCUAUGGUUACAUGCCAGCCACGAUAACAUUCUUCGACCUCAGAGGCAACGUUGUGCAUUCGCUCCCAGAGCAGCCCAAGAACACCAUGCUGUUCUCUCCCUCUGGCAGGUACAUUUUGAUCGCAGGGUUUGGCAACUUGCAGGGAUCCGUGGAGGUCCUGGAUCGUCACGAUAAAUUCAACUGCAUUUCCAAGUUUGACGCGGCCAACACAUCCGUGUGCAAAUGGUCUCCUGGUGGCGAGUUUAUCCUGACCGCCACCACGUCUCCAAGAUUGAGAGUGGACAACGGUCUGAAGAUCUGGCAUGUCAGCGGCACUUUAUGCUUUGUAAAGGAGUACAAAGAGCUGUUGAAAAUCGACUGGAGACACAAGGUUUCUCAAAAUCUCGAAAAAAGUCAUGUCAUAGCCAAGAACGAAGAUCCUGCCAGCGACAAUUUCUCGGAUCCAAAGCUUGGCAAGAUAGAGGUAAAGAUCCAUCCUUCAGUGCUUGAGUACAACGCCAAGCGUCAGAAAAAUGGCUCUUCUGAUGGUGCCAAAGACAAACCCACUGGCGCUUACAGGCCACCACAUGCUAGGAGGGCCGGAGGUGCUGCAUCAGUUCCCGGCGCUGCAGUCAAGCCCAGCCAAAGAGUCAUUCCAGGCAUGGCGCCACCCCCAGGUGCUGUUCCAGGUGUCGCUAAGGAGUCCAAGGCUGCUGCCAAAAAUAAGAAAAAGAGAGAGAGCAAGAAGAAGGAGACCACACCUGAUGCGACCCAACCUGAUGCCGAUUCUCAGGCUGCGAACCAGCCUCGAGUUAACAAGGAAGCCUCGCCUGAAGAGAAGAAAAUACGUUCUCUACUCAAGAAGUUGAGAGCAAUUGAGUCGCUAAAGCAGAAACUCGCUGCAGGUGAAUCCUUGGAGGACACUCAGCUGUUAAAGAUUCAGACCGAGGACAAGGUCUGCAAAGAGCUGGAGUUUCUGGGCUGGAAAAAUGAAGAUGCACAGUGA
Lachancea thermotolerans CBS 6340 is the source of this 1881-nucleotide messenger RNA. RefSeq names its product translation initiation factor 2A. Gene Ontology annotation, molecular function: tRNA binding; protein binding; mRNA binding. Gene Ontology annotation, biological process: translational initiation. The transcript has a single exon. Bases 1 to 1881 code for a protein of 626 amino acids. Gene Ontology annotation, cellular component: cytosolic small ribosomal subunit. Lineage: Eukaryota; Fungi; Ascomycota; Saccharomycetes; Saccharomycetales; Saccharomycetaceae. The record is from RefSeq and is a predicted model, not a curated record.